GAGACAAGAGCCAGGUACAGGGCAGCUCAAGAAUUGAAGGGUUUCUUGUGUUUGAGUGCAUUUUUGAUAGACACAUUUCUGCCACCAGCAGGGUUUUCUCAGGAUGAUGGAGGGCUCUUGAAAUUCUGCUCACGGAAGGGAGGUUACUCCAUCUCAGGCACUAUCCUUUUCUGAUGAGAAUUACAGGCUUUUCUGAUGGAACUCCUGAAGGUCCUGCCAUGGCGCCGUGCUUUCCUAGCAGUAGCCCUGAACUUGCUGGCUCUCAGCCUCUCCACCACGGCCUUGCUUAGCAGCUACUGGUGUGUCGGGACCCAGAAAGUGCCCAAACCUUUGUGUGGAAAGGGCAAAGCUACCAAGUGCAUUGGUGUCCAUGUGUCUGCUGAUGGAGGAUCUAACAACUCUUCAUCCCAGGAUGUGGUGCACUAUAGUUGGGAGACUGGGGAUGACCGCUUUGCCUUCCAGUACUUCCACACUGGCAUGUGGCUUUCCUGUGAGGAGAACAUGGAAGGGCCAGAUGAGAAAUGCCGAAGUUUCAUCGAGCUCUCACCCCCAGGGGAGAGAGGAAUCCUGUGGCUGUCACUAGGCUCAGAGAUGUUCUACAUCAGCUUGCUGCUUAUUAGUUUCAUCCUACUGGUGAUGGAGAUCCUGUACACAGGGAAUCCUGUCUGUGGACUGAAGCUCAAUGCCUUUGCUGCUGUCUUCUCUGUGCUGUCAGGCCUGCUUGGGAUGGUGGCGCACAUGAUGUUCACACAAGUCUUCCAAGCAACUGUCAAUCUGGGGCCGGAGGACUGGAGACCACACUCAUGGGACUAUGGCUGGGCCUUCUACAUGGCCUGGUCUUCCUUCACCUGCUGUAUGGCCUCUGCUGUCACAACUCUCAACAUCUACACCAAGACAGUUCUGGAGUUCAAACGUAACCGUGUCAAGGGCUAUGAUGGCAGCUUCAAGGACCAGCCACAGCAUCACAAGUGCUACAUGCCACAGCAGCACCCAUCGGAACAGAUGGGCAGCUAUUACCAGCACCAAGACAAGCCUAUUCAUUCCAUCUCAGAGGGGAUUGACUUCUACUCCAAGUUGCAGCAAAAUGUGUUACAGCGGGAACCUGACCUAGACCUGGAUGAGGUCCUGGGACAAUCAAUUGGGGAGGAACACUGUUAGGGUAGAAAAAGUGGAAUCAAAAAGAAGCACUAUUGUUAACACAGUCUAAGGGGUGCCGAUUCCUUUAAUAUUACAGAAAUAUUGGAAGCAGGGAAGAGGAAGGGGAAGCAACAAGGUUGGGGAGCAAUGCAAGACCACUUAUACUGACAGUGACUUAAACCCCUGGAGCUUGUCUGCUUUAUUGGAAGUUUGAGGGAGAUGUUACCACGUGCACCAUGAAUGGUAAAGGCAGAGGCCAUUUCUUCUAGAAAGUUAUGUUGACUAUGUCCUUAGUCACCACGCUUCUAACUCCUUCUCCUGAUCCAAUGAUGUUUUGCACUUAGUCACUGGAUAAAAUGGAUAGAGAACAGUGGUAGCAGCAGAAGCCCCAUUGGAACUAGACAGGGUCCAGAACCCAGGGGCUCAUUACUUUCCAGGCAGUGCCUGUUUUACUGAGCCAAAUUCCCUCUGUCUUGUCCUCCUCCUGGCCCUACAUAUCUUCUUUUCUUGAUUACUGAGCAGGCCAUCUUCAACAGGGGGUGCUCCGGGCACUACCUAGCUCAUGCCCUUGUGCCUAGAGAACGUGUGCAGGUUCAAAACCCUUCAGUAAAGGGAGCCUAAACAAAGGUCUCCCACUCACCCCUAACCACUAGAUUAUUGGGUUCCUCCUCCUUCAUUGCUCUGUGACUAAGUUGCACAGUUAUGACUACCUUGGGAGUUUAGGAUCUAGACUCUACAUCAGGUAUGGCCUAUGGGCUGGAUCUGGCCUGCAGGGCUGGAGUUUUGUCUGUAUCCACACACCAAGCUGAGGCCAGGCAUUUCUAGCUGCGUCCACGCUGCUGGUACUUCUCCCUACAGCUUGGACUCACCUUCCAGAUGGUAGGGAGCUGUGUCAGGUCAGGCAGCUUGCAGCUGUGCCCACACUUCAUCUGGGAGGGGUAUGUAGGAGGGAAGCAGGGAGAAGCAGCAGUAGUGUGGAUGCAGUUCAAAACUGCCCACCCCCAGUGCAGCUCCCAAACAGUUGGAAGCUGUCUCCAUGAUGCAGCUGAGGAGUGGGAGGCUAGAAGUGGUGGCAACAUGGAUGUAGCUCGCAGCUACCUGGGCCUGGUGUGGUGCAGGGAAAGCCCCCCUGGUACAAUAUACUGCAGAUACUGCCAGGCCUGAGUCAGACUGCAGCCAGGUUGUUCUGGCCUGUAGCUUGUUUAAGGUUUCCAGCCACUGCCCUAUCUAGAGGCAAAGCUGGAAUUAGGCCUUCAAGUUCAGCAAGCUUCCCACUGCAAUGAAAAUGAGAAGGUAUCUUUCUCAUCUUCCAUAAUCUUCUGGUUACAUUUUCUCCAUCUUCUUUCCAUUUUUAUGCCCUCUAUCAUCCAAUUUCUGUGCACCAUUUUUUUUCCAUGCCCCUAGAUUCACUGAAGUUCCCGUCUAUGCUCCUUGCACUUCAAGCUUUCUUCCUGUGCUGCUUGUUCCCCUCUUGCUCCCCAGACUCCUGCAAGAAGCCUGUCCACCCAUUUCCCUCACAGUAUCUGCAGCAAUUCAAGGGCAGGAUCCUGCUUUCUCUCCUUUCCCCCUAGUCAUGUCUACUACUACAAAAGCACAGUCUCCAAAAGGAAAAUGAAGUUGCACACAGAGGCAAUGCUGUACACUAUAUUUAUUUGUUCCACAGCAGUUUAUAAUUCAAAUAUUUUUUUCCUGACAAUAUACAGACAGACUUUCUAUUCACAGUGGGGAUAAGGGAAAAGAAUUCACAUUAUGGAGGAGCUAGUGUCACUGCACAUUAAAUAUCUGGCCUAGGAAUUUGAGGAAGAACCUAAGGACAAUUACUAUUUCAGGUAAAAGCUUUCAAGCCUUUUCUGCAAGGUGGUGGUAGAAAAGAAGGGGGAUGGAGUAUAGCCCUGUUUCUAAUUAACUUCCUCUGCCACUGGUACUUCAGUCACCACUGUUCAAACUAAACCAAACACUUCUAAAGCACCUAGCCCUGCCAGAAGACAGGAGACAAAAGGCAGGUGCCAAGGCAAAUAGCCCCUUGCUACAUAUGUGCUAAUAUGUACAGGGCUAUUUACACAAAAAUGCCAUUACAUGUAAAGCUCUGCACAAAGCCCUGGCAUUACCAGGGAGGGGCUCAAGGGCCAGCCUUGGGAAUUGCAGCUAAUCUAAAAGAGACUGCAGGGAGCCAUUUUAUAGGAGAUGCAGUGAGACAGACAAGUAUUCAGAAGAUGGCCCAAGAAACCAAGCAAAGGAGACAACUCUCCGCAAAGAUGCAAUGGGCCCUUUAAAGGGAGGUGCAAAAUAUGCCAGGCCCUCAGCACUAAGAAAGGAAGUACUGAAAAAAUACCAGCUGGAGGACAAUAGCAGCAGGCAAUAGCAGAAGAUCUGUGUUAGGUCUGCGGCUGACUGCUUUUGCCAAUGCUACAGGGGGAGCAGAACUAGAUCUGCUGGGAAACCAAUAUCUAUAAGGGAAUGCCUUGCAGUGGAGUAGGGGGAUGGGGAGGGGGAGGAAUGUGUAGGGACCAAAGGUCACUAAAGAGGCAUUGCAUGUGUCACAGCAGGCUUUACAUACAUGCUCCACAAUCAUGGCACAGACAGUAAAUUUCAAACAU
Molecule: messenger RNA, 3734 nt
Organism: Gavialis gangeticus (Gharial)
Lineage: Eukaryota; Metazoa; Chordata; Crocodylia; Gavialidae
Gene: GSG1
Product: germ cell associated 1
Exons: 6
Coding region: 196-1158 (320 amino acids)
Cellular component (GO): plasma membrane
Source: RefSeq, a predicted model, not a curated record